Messenger RNA from Ictidomys tridecemlineatus (thirteen-lined ground squirrel), 1245 nucleotides. Lineage: Eukaryota; Metazoa; Chordata; Mammalia; Rodentia; Sciuridae. The record is from RefSeq and is a predicted model, not a curated record.
GGGACGAUCGCAGCCCGCACACCCACCGGGUGGAGGAGAAGGGGGCCAGCGGCCUCGGCUGGGGCUGCCACCCAGGGGAUUGCCCCUCUUUGAAUCAGUGGGUCCCCUCUGCCCCCACCCCUUUCCCUGUGCUUCUUAAAGGGAUCUCACCGUUUUUCCUUGGAUUUCAUGGAAGCCAGACUUGGGACGUUUUGUGGGGACUUGGAGUCUUUCCUUCCUGUUUCCUCUGCAAGAGGCAGCCUUCCUUCCUGGGGCUGACUGAGGAGGCUCCCAGGCAUGGCACUGCCCAGUGUCCCCAGUGCUGACCUGGCUCUUGGGCUCUUUCAGCCUCUGCUGGCAUCUUGCUUCCCCCCUCCUGGGGCAUGGUGGUGAGUCUGGGGGCCCAGCCCUGAGGGUGCCUGGAGAGUGUCACCCCCUGCACCCAAGCUGGAGGACGGGGAGGGUGUUGGGGGCGAGGAUGAGAUGAGCGGGGGCCGCUUCGACUUUGAUGAUGGCGGGGCGUACUGUGGGGGCUGGGAGGGGGGGAAGGCCCACGGGCAUGGACUGUGCACUGGCCCCAAGGGCCAGGGCGAAUACUCAGGCUCCUGGAACUUUGGCUUCGAAGUGGCCGGCGUCUACACCUGGCCCAGUGGAAAUACCUUCGAGGGAUACUGGAGCCAGGGCAAGCGGCAUGGGCUGGGCAUAGAGACCAAGGGGCGCUGGCUCUACAAGGGUGAGUGGACACAUGGCUUCAAGGGGCGAUACGGAACCCGGCAGAGCACCAGCAGCGGCGCCAAGUACGAGGGCACUUGGAACAAUGGCCUGCAGGAUGGCUACGGCACUGAGACCUAUGCAGAUGGAGGGACUUACCAAGGCCAGUUUACCAACGGCAUGCGCCAUGGCUAUGGGGUGCGUCAGAGCGUGCCCUACGGGAUGGCCGUGGUGGUGCGCUCGCCGCUGCGCACGUCGCUGUCAUCUCUGCGCAGCGAGCACAGCAAUGGCACAGUGGCCCCGGACUCGCCCACCUCACCAGAGAGCCGAAACUUCCUUCCCACCAGAUCUGGGAGGAGGCUACAAGCUCAGCAACCCAGUGUCAAGUGGGAACCCACAGGGCUUUCUGUGGCCAUGCUGAAGCUGGCCAAGGGCGUGGGCCCCAGGGGCUCUGACCCAUGGGUAGAGGGGGGUGGAAAGGUCUCUGCCACCGACAGGCCGAGGAUCUGGGGCAAGUCCCUGCCCUCUGCAGGGAGCCAUUUCCUGGAGAACUGA